AUGACUUGCACACGUUCCCAGAAGCGAAAGGCUGAGGAGUCUGAGCCUCAAGACCACGCCCCUACCUCUACCGGUCGCCCCACCAAGAUUGUUCUCGUCAAUGGCGUCAGGGGCGGCAAACGCCCUAAGGUAGCCCGCGAUGAUGACGAUCGACUCACUGUGCCAGCACCACCAGCACCACCAGCUACGGUGUACCGCCACAGCAAGCUGAAAAAGAUUAUCAUUCGCAACAAGAGCUCAACGAAUCAUUCCAUGUACCCCAUGGUGAUUCCAGUCGUCUUUCGUGGUGUCCAGGCCCAAGAACCUGAUGAAAAGCCCAUCCCGUUCAACUUUCGCUGUGUAAUUCGCUCAAAGUGUCCUGACCCCGAGCAGGGUAUCCCGCCCACUCAGCAGCCGGCCCCUGGUGCAGUCGAGAAGAAGAGGAUAGCCCCAAAGCUGGUGAAGGCAGGAGAGGUAUGA
Messenger RNA from Fusarium fujikuroi IMI 58289, 459 nucleotides. RefSeq lists its product as uncharacterized. Bases 1 to 459 code for a protein of 152 amino acids. The record is from RefSeq and is a predicted model, not a curated record. Lineage: Eukaryota; Fungi; Ascomycota; Sordariomycetes; Hypocreales; Nectriaceae. The transcript has a single exon.